This is a messenger RNA of Symbiodinium sp. CCMP2456, 1740 nucleotides long. NCBI's taxonomy places the organism in Eukaryota, Dinophyceae, Suessiales, Symbiodiniaceae. The record is from the annotation of a GenBank genome assembly.
AUGGCAUGGGAAAACUACAUACAGCCCAGCCAAAGAAAUUCCUGGCAAGAUGGCUGCUCUCCCAAAGGGGAUGGCAAAGGCAAGGGCAAGCGAAGGACUUCGCUCCCCGAGAAGGACCGCCGAGGCCUCGAUUUGCCGCAGCGUGUUGCGACACAUUAUACUCAGAAUAUUUUCUUUAUAGAAGACAGCACGUGCAAUGGCAGCUUCCUGCGUGCAAAACACGGGAUCGAAAUCGUGGAUUGGGAGACGGAGCAAGAAUAUCUAGAAGACAUGCCGACGCCCGUACCCAAGCUUGAGUAUGCGCCGUUUGGAGAUGCAGUCAAAGAGCAGCUCAAACGAAGAGGCUACCGGGAGCCCACGCCAAUCCAGAUGCAGGGGUGGCCUCUGCUGAUGCAAGGCUGGGAUUUGGUGGGAAUUGCCCCAACGGGCAGUGGCAAGACGCUGUGCUACUUGCUCCCUCUCCUGGAACAUGUAGAGGUGCAGCCAGCCCUUCGGACUCACGAUGGUUGUAUUGCCCUGGUCCUGCUUCCUUUGAGAGAGCUCUGCCAACAAAUUGCGCAAGAGGCAGAGGCAUGGUGUAAAUAUGGUGGAUUUUCAAGACGAGUGGUGAGUUGCAGCACAGGUGACAGAGGGCCUGAGCUGGGGAGAUGUGACAUCCUGUGUGCCUCCUCGGGCAAAUUGGGGGACCUUCUCUCUUCGGAACAGUUCGACAUCGAUCGCACAACAUACGUUGUGGUUGAUGAAGCAGACGACAUGCUCUUGCGCCCAGACCACGAGAACGCCUCUGAUAUGAUCAGCCCUUUACAGAUUCUCAUGAAGAGCACACGCAAAGACAAGCAAACGCUGCUCUUCACUGCGACAUGGAGGGAUGGAUUGAAGGACAUCAAGCUUGACCGCGGCCUCCGCAUCGCUGUGGGCGGAACAGAUUUGAAAGCUUGCGAACGUGUGACGCAGCGAUUCUGGUGCCCUGGACGUGCUGACCCUGCAGACCCCUGGCAGUGGAGGCAAGGCGAAACGAAAGACCAGGCUCUUGUGAAAGCUAUUCGAUCCAUCUGCUGCUCUAGAGAUGGUACACCAGUGCCUGAUGAGAUCAAAGCCGGCGCGAAAGUCAUUGUGUUCGUAAAUGCCGACCGUGACCCAAAGGGAAAGGUGGGGCGAGUGGUUCAGCUUCUUGAGGAGGCCGGGGUCCUCGAGCCCGGAGAUAUCGAAGGUUUCGGUCGAACCCGAAGCCUGUGGUAUUCCGACGUCAUCUACAACAAAUUCAGGGAUGGCUCCUGUCCACAGCCCCGUGUUCUGGUGACAACUGAUGUCCUCUCCCGAGGUUUCGACUUCUUUAACUGCGCUUGGGUUGUGAACUAUGAUUAUCCCUCGGGGGGAAGGAAUGCUUUACUCAAGUACGUCCAUCGGAUCGGACGAACCGGGAGGGGCGACCGCACUGGUACUGCCCUGACACUUCUUGAGGAGCUGGAGCUACGUUUCUCGCGCGAGCUUCUACCCAUAGCUACAGCGAACGGCCACCGGGUGAGUGACUACAUUUGGUUGGAGAGAGAGUGUCGGAACGUCAAAAGAUACCAGGACGCCUACAAUCAGCAGAAUAGAGAGCAGGCGCAGGCGAGGACUCCACGGGAGGCCGAAACGCCGCGCGCGUCUUUUUUCCAGCCUCUCCCGAACCCUUGGGACGUGGACCUCCCGUGGCCAGAUUGGGGGAACAAGGAGCGCUACGAGCAUCCACCUUUGUGA